Molecule: messenger RNA, 2073 nt
Organism: Colletotrichum acutatum
Lineage: Eukaryota; Fungi; Ascomycota; Sordariomycetes; Glomerellales; Glomerellaceae
Product: cytochrome P450
Exons: 5
Coding region: 64-1635 (523 amino acids)
Molecular function (GO): heme binding; monooxygenase activity; oxidoreductase activity, acting on paired donors, with incorporation or reduction of molecular oxygen
Source: RefSeq, a predicted model, not a curated record
CGCAAGAAGUCAGAGUCAGUUUCAACUUUGAACAUUUACUUCUCAAGGCGCAGACCGCUAGUCAUGGACGAAACCGGAGCCGCAAGCUCCCUCUUGGGAGAAACGAGAUACACCCUCGAUGGCUCGGCCAAGCCUCUGUCUUACUUCUUCUCGACCAUACUACUCAUCAUAUUUGUUUACUCCCUUCAGGGCACAAAGCUCAAUAUACCCUCUAUCAACCAGAAGGGAAGAUUCGAACUUACGGACAGCCGACCUAAAAGGAACUACCUCCUCAAUGCGAGGAAGUUGAUGCAGCAAUGGUUUACCGCGAAUCCAAACAAGCCCAUCCAGAUGACCACGGACAUGGGCAGUACGAUUGUGCUGCCUCCCUCGAUGGCAAAUGAAAUCCGCAACCAUAGUGACUUGAGCUUCACCGCGUUCUCCCAAGAGUUCUUCCAAACGAAGUAUCCCGGCUUCGAUGCAUUCGCAGAGGGAGGACAUGACAGCAUUACACUGGUCGUCAUCAACAAAGACCUAACCAAGCAGCUAGCAAAGGUCACUGAGCCAUUAGCUGAAGAGGCUUCCCUGGCCCUCCUGAAGAUAUUCACAGCAGAGAAAGAGUGGCACUCUAUUCCCAUGCGCGCAACCCUCCUCCACUUCAUCGCCCGCAUCUCUUCCCGCGUCUUCCUUGGCACCGAACUCUGCCGAAACGAAGCCUGGCUCGAAAUCACCAAGAACUACACCCUCAAUGGCUUUACUGCCGGUGACCGACUUCGCGAAUACCCUCCAUUUUUCCGGCCAAUUGUCCACUGGUUUCUUCCCGGUUGCCAGGAAGCGCGUAGACAGAUCAAGGCGGCCACCAAGAUCAUUCAGCCCAUCAUUGACGAGCGAAAGGUCCUCAAGGCUAAGGCGGUCGCCGAGGGCAGACCAGAGCCUGUGUACCAAGACGCUAUUGAAUGGUUCGAGCAGGCCUCCAAGUCCAAAGGCACUGCGUAUGACCCUGCUUUGAGUCAGCUGUUCCUGUCGACGGUCGCCAUUCACACAACCACCGAUCUUUUGGGCCAGACUUUGGUUGAUCUGGCGAAGCAUCCCGAGGUCAUCGAGGAACUCCGCAAGGAGGUUCGGUCUGUGCUCCAAGAGGGGGGCUGGAAGAAGACAUCUCUCUACAGCAUGAAGUUGCUCGAUAGCGUUGUCAAGGAAAGUCAGCGCAUCAAGCCCCUGCAGCUCGCUAGCAUGCAACGCAUCGCCAUCAAGGAUGUCACUCUCUCCGACGGAACCUUCAUCCCCAAGGGAGCAAACACAGCCGUGUCGUCCCACUCUCAGUGGAAUGCCGCCGUGUACCCGGAGCCGGAAAAGUGGGACGCAUACCGUUUCCUCCGGAUGCGAGAGGAGCCCGGCAAGGAAAAUGUGUCGCAGCUAGUCAGCACUCUGCCGGAGCAUCUCGGCUUUGGGCACGGUAAACACGCUUGCCCCGGUCGCUUCUUCGCUGCAAAUGAGAUUAAGAUCGCUCUUGUGCAUAUCCUACUCCAGUACGAGUGGAGACUUCCUGCCGGGGCCGAUACCUCGAUCACGGACUACGGCGUCAAUCCGAUUCUGAACCCCGGCUUGGAAUUGGAGAUUCGGAGGCGGGCGGAUGAGGUUGACUUGACGUUCUGAGCGAUAGAAUGUCCGGUAUCUGUUACCAGGUGUGCUACUGUUACUCGGGAGGGCAUUUCGGACUGUAUAGGAGGACGUAGAGUGACUAGAUGAUACUAAGGUACAGAGGGAGGGCUUGCUAUUAUGUUCAAUAAUCGGGGGGGUUUCACUCGUCCCGCGGCUCUCUACCGGUAGAUUCGCAAACGCCUCAAGAUCGGCCCAAUUAGUGGGUAGUUGCAUGGACUUUAAAGGUUCUCGAUGAUUUGGAAGACAUGUGUCCCGCUUAAUUGGCUAUGUGUCGAACAAAGACGUCAUCUUGAACAAGUACUCGGCACCAUUUGUAGGCACUUCUUGAGAUGCGGGGUCGCGGCGGACUCGAAAUUCCAAGUCGGCUAUAUAUCUCCGCACCUAUAUGUAGCCUGCAUCAGCCGCAUCCCCAUCGAUAUCGUAUAGUAAAUU